AUGGCCAAGCAGCAUCUGCGCCGCCUGCAAGGUCACGUGGAAACGAACUCAGACCCAGCGGAAGCGCCCGCACAAAGCCGGAGUCGUGGCAGCGUGGGGCAUCCCACUUUGUGUGCGAAACCAUGUAUUCAAUUCGCACGGGGCCUUGGAUGUCGGAAGGGCCGGGCCUGUGGCAACUGCCACUGGCCCCAUCAACGUGUCCAACCCGAUAAGCGCCAGCGCGAAUUCAGCAGGACCUUGGGAAAGGAGGAGUUCUUCGGCCUCCUGGCCGUGCUCGCACGGGAGAAAGCGCUUGAGGAUGGCCUCGAAGAUGUGGGCUUCCUGCUUGCAGUGCUGGAGGUGCAGGCAGGGCUGACACCGCCCGCAGCGCCGGCGAAGCAGAAAGUUCGGCUGCUUUGCAACCUGCGGAAGGUCAUCCAGUCCAUGAGCUUCUCGGAGAUGAUUCGGAUGGCUGCCGGGCGCUGUGGCGAUGUUUGCAAGGCCCGUUUGCUGCAGGAGCUCACAGCGGUGAGAGAGCUCCGUAGGCCCUAG
Symbiodinium sp. CCMP2456 is the source of this 531-nucleotide messenger RNA. The record is from the annotation of a GenBank genome assembly. Lineage: Eukaryota; Dinophyceae; Suessiales; Symbiodiniaceae.